UCCUUAAAAACAUAUCCUUAGGUUGAUUAUUUUAUUUAUCUUUUUAUUUGUAGGAUACAUUAUUUAAUGAAAAAUCCAUGCUCACGAAGUAAAAAUGGCAGGCUUCCUAGAUAAUUUCCGAUGGCCAGAAUGUGAAUGUAUUGACUGGAGUGAGAGGAGAAAUGCUGUAGCUUCUGUGGUUGCAGGCAUAUUGUUUUUUACAGGUUGGUGGAUCAUGAUUGAUGCAGCAGUGGUGUAUCCUAAGCCAGAACAGUUGAACCAUGCUUUUCACACCUGUGGUGUAUUCUCCACAUUGGCUUUCUUCAUGAUCAAUGCUGUGUCCAAUGCACAGGUGAGAGGUGACAGCUAUGAAAGCGGCUGUUUAGGAAGAACAGGGGCACGAGUUUGGCUCUUCAUUGGUUUCAUGUUGAUGUUUGGGUCACUUAUUGCUUCCAUGUGGAUUCUUUUUGGUGCUUAUGUUACCCAAAAUAUCGAUGUUUACCCAGGACUAGCUGUGUUUUUUCAAAAUGCUCUUAUAUUUUUUAGUACUCUGAUCUACAAAUUUGGAAGAACUGAAGAGCUCUGGAGCUGAGAUCACUUCUUAAAUCACAUUUUCCUUUUGUUAUAUUCUAUUUGUAGAUAAGUUUUUAUUCCUCAGUAUAAUUUACACAUUGCCAAAUGGAAUAGAUUGUAAAUUAAACGUCUUGUUUCUUUACAUUUUUAUGCCCUGCAUUUUGAAAUAGUUUUGUGAAAUUUCUGUCUUUCUUCAUUGACUAGAUUGUUCAUAUGUACAUAAUAUAUAAGUAUGUAGAUUGGAUGAUGAGUAUCAGUGUUUUAUUCCCAAGACUUAGAACUUGCUCUGUUCCCUGAGCUUGGGUUAUGCCAUCAUGGUGUGUUAGAGGGAAAUACUCUGCCUCAGUAUCUGUGUGUCUGAAGAUGUAAGAAGUACAGCUCCGUCUACCUGGAAUAAGCACUGAGCCACUAAAGAAAGCAUUUCUGCAAGUUGUAAUUUGUUUUGGCUUAAAGUGAGAUUUUUUUUAAAGGAAAAGUGUUUGUUCUUAUGUAUUAAAGAAGUGGACUUUUAUAUGAAGAUUUUUUUAAAUGCCCAAAGGGCUAGUUUGAAAGCCUCUUUUAAAAAGAAUUCCUCUGAUCUGUCUUUAUUUGAGAAGGGAUAACACAUGGUGGGACAAACUCAGUGUUUAUGGUUAAUGUAAAAAGGCCGCACGGCAGCUCAGCACUGCGCUUCCCAGGACAGCCGCUUCAGCACACUCCUGGGUUGUCUGUCUUGGUGGCCUGCCACGUCUAGCAUUAUAUAACUCCAUAGCAGGAGCAUGAACCACAGAACAAAAAGUGGAAUCAUUAGUUUAAAGACAAAACACUUCCAGAAGUAAAUUAUUAUGACCUAGUGAAAAAUUAGUCAUUUCAUUACUUAGGUCCUGACUGCAAGUCUCUUUUCGCUCUAGCUGUGCCGCUGUGGGUGAACAGUUGCUGCAAAAUAUAUCUUCGCCUAAAAGUUCACAGCCCAACCCAAAACUGCCCUCACUGAGUCUGAACACUGCAUUUGCACCAUGUGUAUUCCUGUGGGCCUUUAUUGCCACUUUUGCUUCCCCUUAUCAGUCACAAGGAUUUUAAGUUGUACUUCUUCCCCUAGAGGGAUUUUCUAGAGUCUUAUGUGGUAACAGAACAAUGUCAGGGGUAGCAUAUGCAACUUCUAAUGCAAGCCUUACUUUGCAAAACUUCCCUCUCCUCUCAGAGUACUUAGUGUGCACAGAGUGUGAACGGCUGCGGAGUGCUGUGCCUGUGUAGAUACAUCUCGCUUCGUCACUUCUUGUCAUUUUGUCAUCGGAAUGUUAGCAAGCUUUGUGUCGCUUCCAGCAAAUUAUAAGAUUAAUUACUUGUUUCUGCUCUUAUAACUUAUUGCAAUAAAUAUUACUUCUCACACAUUCUAGUAUUGUUAAGUGUGUUGGGGAAAAUGAACCAUCAAAAUUGUUUUCCUAUCACUUUUCAAUUACGCAAGUAUACCUGAUCAAAGAAGCAGUUCAUCCUUAUAAAAUAAGGCAGAAAUAAUUUAUUCAGACUAUAAGAUGCUAGUAUGAAGGUUUAUGAAGGGCAUCCCUGAUGACCGACUGAAAAUAGUGAUUUCUUUCUGUUCUUGACUCUCAUGAAUUUUUUAAUUGUAAGCAAAUAAAUUAAUUUCCUGCUUAUUUUCCCAUGAGAAAAGAGAUGAUGUUAUUAUACUCUCUUACAGAUAAUGUUAAUCAUUAAAAAAUACAUGAUUCCCUUAAUAAACAUUUCACUGUAAAACAGGCUCAUGGCUAGUGGAUCUGAGUGACUUUUGUUUGUGUGUGGACCAGUAUUACCAGAGCAUUCUGUUGUAUGAUUCUAAGAUCCUUGAAGUCCUUGCAUUGUUCCCAGUGAUGUAAAAACACAGGCUGGAUUUUUCCAUUAUAUGUGUUUUUUCUCAUUAGACAUUGAAAUGCAUCAAUAUGAGGACAUAAAGAAUGAUAAUAUCAAACCACUUACCUUGGUCACUUGAACAAGGACCCCAUGAGUUUUGACACAGAUGCAUGGAACUCAUGUUCUCUACAUUUUUCUCUGAUAGAAGGGUUCUAGUUGUAAUAGAAGCUCAGGAGCAUUUUGUUUUCAUUGUUCCUUUUUAGAUUUAAUUAUUUUAUAUCAAAGAAUCUCUGCUAGUCUCACAUAUUUCCCUUCCCUGUACUUUCCUGUGAGCAAUAUUUUUAUUCUGAUGCAAGUUUGGGGUUGCUUUUGGACAUUUUAAUUUCAGGUGACAAACUGUUAGGCCCUGAAGGGAAAACAUCUUCUGAGGGUUAAUUUUAUUUUUCUGUAAACAGUUAAUAACGCUUUGUUAAAAAAUGC
Messenger RNA from Castor canadensis (American beaver), 2856 nucleotides. NCBI's taxonomy places the organism in Eukaryota, Metazoa, Chordata, Mammalia, Rodentia, Castoridae. The record is from RefSeq and is a predicted model, not a curated record.